AUGACAAAUCAUAAGGAACAGAUCAACUACCAGAAAUUCAACAAAUUCGAUAUUAUUCCACACGAUCAUACUUCUAUAUAUGAUCAUCGCUUAGCACGAAAUAAUCAAACACCGUUUAGCCCCGAAACAACUCUUUCAAUAAGGAAAGAGUGGAAGAGACUGGAAAAAAUCCUGCCCGAUUCGAUCUAUGUCAGAGCAUAUGAAGGAAGAAUCGAUCUACUUAAAGCUGUAGUCGUUGGACAACCAGGUACACCGUAUUACCAAGGUUUAUUCUUUUAUGAUAUUCAACUCACUUUGGGUUACCCAAAUUCACCUCCAAAUGUUGUUUCUCUUCUCACCAAAAUUAAACUGCCAAAACCUAAUGAUAAUAUGAUUUUCCAUAGACCUGAACGUAGUAACAGUAAGGAUUUUAGUAUACUGAAAAUACUACUAACGAUUCAUGAACAUGUAGUUAGUACCGAUUCUUACUUCAACUACAAACUCGCAAACCCCAGUCAUCAUAAUCCAUCAAAAUAUUAUUUGAUUACCCGCUGGGGUAUGUGGCAGGAGAAGAAAUUUUUAAGUUACGAUCAAGAAAUGUUUCUUCUAAAUUGUAAAACCAUGUUGGGUGUUCUUAAGCCAUAUAAACAUUUUGAAGAAUUUGUUGGUCAGCAUUUUCGUGACCAUGCAAAAAGUAUAUUGAUUGCUGCUCAGGGUUAUAUCGAUGACGAAGGUCGAUCGAGGGUUUCUAAGUAUGUCCACGAUAGUGAGGAUCAUUGCAUACAAAUCGUUAAGCCUACUGUCAAAGAUGAACAGGAAGAAUAUCGAAAAUCCAUGAGCACUACAUAUGUGGAGCUUAUAAAGGCAUCUAUAAAGAAUGGGUCUCCUGAUUUUUUAGAGUGUUACUACAAUUUGCAAUUGAAUGAUGGUAUCCAAGAAGAUGGUGAUGCAAAAAAGAAUACAUGGGAUCCGGUUUUAAUUGUGAGGGGGACAUUUUAUUCUUGCUUAUAUAUGUUUAUAUUGUAUUCUUGGAUUUUUGGAGCAAAUGGUUUGUAA
This is a messenger RNA of Papaver somniferum (opium poppy), 1035 nucleotides long. Its product is annotated as putative ubiquitin-conjugating enzyme E2 38. NCBI's taxonomy places the organism in Eukaryota, Viridiplantae, Streptophyta, Magnoliopsida, Ranunculales, Papaveraceae. The coding region runs from base 1 to 1035 and encodes 344 amino acids. The record is from RefSeq and is a predicted model, not a curated record. The transcript has a single exon. Gene Ontology annotation, molecular function: ubiquitin conjugating enzyme activity.